GGCACAACAAUUACCAAACUCCCCCGCACAAACCACCCCUCAGCUGGUUUACAACCAUCUCUUUCAUCCGGUUGAGCAGACAACCGGUAACAUGGCAUUUCGAAGUGUGAGAAAGCGCGACGAUGACAUUUCUCAAUACCACAAACCUAAUUACGGAUCUGGAUACCCCGAACAUCCCUCAAUCAAAAAGACAAAGUUGGAUACGUGGUCAUUGGAUUAUUUAUUGCGCAAUCCAGAAUCAACAAUGGCCGACGUUGAUCUAAAGACUAUCAUAUGUCCUGCUUCGUUUCAAAUACUACCUCCUCAAGACAGGUCAGACCUUUUAGACUAUCUACCUUAUUUCGUCAAAGUGUUUGUGCGUCGAGCCGUCAGUCCAUCGGAUGCUAUCAUCUCAAGAACCGAAACUACCAUACGACCAAAGUCGGACCAAGAAACCCUUCAACUUCGAUUAGAUCCCAAUUGGGAAGAAAUGCCGGACAAGUCAUUGUGGAAUGAUGGAGCGUUCCUGGAAGCGAUGGUUCAAUGGCAGGAACUACUCAAACGUGGUCAAUUUUUGCAUACUUCAAAUGAUCUCGACCUCACAAACGAUGAGGACAAGAAUCUCGCUUUCGAUGCCUACUGGGGAGACUUAGGUGAACGUGAAAAGAUGCAUAAUGUGGCUGGAGAUUCAAAAAACAUUACUCUCAAGGAUAUGUGUCGUUUAGAGCUUAUCAAAGUUAAUGAUGUAUUGAUAUACAAACGAAAUUUCAGUGCAAGCAAAGUGAUUGUGGAUCUCAGUAUGCAGGUUGUAAAAGCAAGUGGGUCAUCGGGGCUCUCGAUACAACUAGGUGGACAAGUUUAUGAAGAUUUUGAAACGCCAACCGCUCUGGAAACAAAAAUACUGGAUUACCAUGGACGUGUCACUAAAGAAAAACGUCCCAAUGGAAAUGCCUUCAAAAGCAUAAGGCUUGUGAGAAACAAUAAGGACAUGGGUAGAUUGUUUGAUAUUCGCAAAGGCUUGUUAUGAUGGACGCCAGCCUGCCCUUAUGACUCUCGCAUCUUCUGCGACAUUUUUUCCAUUAGCCUCAUUUCCCACCUUUUUUUUUUUAUCUUUUCUUUCAAAAAAGAGAUUGCUCCAACGAUGGAAACUGUGUUUCAGCAAUGCAAAACAAACAAAUGAUAAACUUUC
Molecule: messenger RNA, 1168 nt
Organism: Umbelopsis ramanniana AG
Lineage: Eukaryota; Fungi; Mucoromycota; Umbelopsidomycetes; Umbelopsidales; Umbelopsidaceae
Exons: 5
Coding region: 92-1006 (304 amino acids)
Source: RefSeq, a predicted model, not a curated record